AUGCUCCCCUCAAUCGAAACCCACGCCGAGUCUACAAUCAACCACCUCUUCAGCUUCAUCACCGCCCAAGGCCACACAGACUACAUAGGCGAAGCGGUCUCGCAACUCGAACACUCUCUCCAAGCCGCCCAAUUGGCCGUCGAAGCUGGCGCGGACAAUGAAACCAUCCUCGCUUCCUUGCUCCACGACGUGGGCCGUUUCAUCCCCGCCGCCGACAAGAUGCCAGCCAUGAUCGCCCCUAACGGCACCUACGUCGGCCGCGAGUCCCACGAGGUCCUGGGCGAAAAGUACCUCCGCUCCCUCGGCUUCAGCGACAAGAUAUGCCAAUUGGUCGGUGCGCACGUCAUGGCAAAACGAUACUUGUCCGCCGUCGAUAAGAAGUAUUACGAUGGGUUGAGUCAGUCGAGUAAGACGACGUUGAAAUUUCAGGGUGGUACAUUUACCGAGGACCAAGUCCGCGAAGCAGAGAAGGAUCCUCUUCUGAUGGCCAAACUCGCCGUCCGCAGAUGGGAUGAUAUGGCCAAAGUGCCUAACCAAGAGACUCUGCCACUGAAAUACUAUGAACAAAUGGCUAAGAAGAGCCUAGUCGAAUCACGAUCUGCAUUUGAACUUCAUGGUCGAACAUACAAACUCCCCACACGACCAACGGUAGCAAUAUGUAUUGAUGGUUUCGACCCGGAGUAUCUGUCACGGGGUAUCGCCGAUGGAAUUCUGCCCAAUAUGGCAGCGAUGGUCAAGUCCGGAUUCUCGACAAUCGCAAACUGUACCAUGCCAUCCCUCACCAACCCGAACAAUGUCUCCAUCAUCACAGGUGCACCUACAUCCAAGCACGGUAUUGCAGGAAACUUCUUCCUGGAUCGAGCCACUCGUGAAGAGCACAUGGUCCUCGACGACUCCCUUCUCCGUGGAUCGACGAUCCUGGAGCAAAUGUCGAAUCGCGGUGUACGUGUUGCGGCAGUCACAGCCAAGGAAAAGCUUAGAGCAAUCAUUAACCACGGCCUCGACGUUAAAAAUGCUGGAGCUGUCUGCUUCUCAGCACAGUAUGCUUACAAGAGUACCCAAGAAGCCAACGGCAUCGAGGAUGUUGAGAAAUGGCUUGGCCGGCCCACACCAACUCAAUAUUCCGGUGACUUGUCACUCUUUGUGCUCGAAGCAGGCAUCAAGCUUCUCGAAGAGGACAAGGCUGACCUAUUCUAUCUGACAUUGUCGGAUUAUGUGCAACACAAGUACGCUCCUGGAAGCAAGGAGGCGAACGAGUUCAUGUCGGGAAUCGAUCAAUGCAUUGGUAGAUUGAUCGAACUGGGCGCAGUUGUUGCGGUGACGGGUGAUCACGGUAUGAGCGACAAAUGUAACGCGGAUGGCACCCCCAACGUCUUAUUCUUAGAAACGGAGUUGAACAACAAAUUCGGUAAGGACUUUGCCAGAGUGAUCUGUCCGAUCACCGACCCCUUCGUGAAACAUCACGGCGCGCUCGGAUCUUUUGUGCGCGUGCAUUUGAAUCCGAAAGCCACCGUACCGGUUGAGGAAGUUCUUGAGUUCAGCAGGACCUUUUCACAGGUCAUAGUUGCUCUCGACGGCAAGGCGGCAGCCGAGAAAUUUGAGAUGCCUCUGGAUCGUGAAGGCGAUUUUGUCGUCGUUUCGGUGAAGAAUGCGGUCAUUGGCAGUCGGCAGGAGGAACACGACUUUGCAAAUCUGAAAGGCCAUCGGCUCCGAUCGCACGGCGGCCUUUCCGAGCAACAAAUUCCCCUGUUGAGGUCUUUACCAACCAAGGACCAAGCUGGUGAUCGACAGUGGCACAACUACGAUAUUUUCGAGAUCCUUCUGAACUACUGA
Molecule: messenger RNA, 1833 nt
Organism: Exophiala aquamarina CBS 119918
Lineage: Eukaryota; Fungi; Ascomycota; Eurotiomycetes; Chaetothyriales; Herpotrichiellaceae
Exons: 3
Coding region: 1-1833 (610 amino acids)
Molecular function (GO): phosphonoacetate hydrolase activity
Source: RefSeq, a predicted model, not a curated record